Molecule: messenger RNA, 1953 nt
Organism: Engraulis encrasicolus (European anchovy)
Lineage: Eukaryota; Metazoa; Chordata; Actinopteri; Clupeiformes; Engraulidae
Product: E3 ubiquitin-protein ligase TRIM35-like
Exons: 6
Coding region: 194-1606 (470 amino acids)
Biological process (GO): protein ubiquitination
Cellular component (GO): cytoplasm
Molecular function (GO): protein binding; ubiquitin protein ligase activity; zinc ion binding
Source: RefSeq, a predicted model, not a curated record
GUCAGGUGUGUCUCUUGAAAAGGAUAUGACUUUUCCAUGGGAAAUCUGUUGAAGAGCAGUAACCUGUGGAGCUGUUUGGCCUAGGCAAGUAUAAAGACCAAAGUCUUGUAUAUUCAUGAAGACCUGAAAGUUUAGUGAAUGUACAUUUUCGACUGCAAGUCGAGAGACAGCCACUAUAAAACAGCAAGGAGACAUGGCUUCCAUGACUGUGUCAGAAGAGGAUUUAUCAUGUCCUGUGUGCACCGAAGUCUACAAGGAUCCAGUUAUUCUGUCCUGUAGUCACAGCAUCUGUACGGAAUGCCUGACGAGGUUCUGGAACACUAAGGGAUCCAGAGAAUGUCCAGUCUGCAGAAGAAGGUGUUCCAGGUUGACGUAUCCUCUAAAUCUGGCUCUAAAGAAUCUAUGUGAGACUUUUCACCAGGAGGGAAGAAAGAGAGAACCACUGUGCAGUCUACACCAUUCAGAAAUUAAACUGUUUUGUGAAGAUGACAAACAGCUUGUGUGCUUGGUGUGUCGAGACUCGAAAGUCCAUAAAAACCACAACUUCAGCCCCAUUGAUGAGGCAGCACAGGAACAAAAGGAAACACUGAAGACCAAUCUGAAGACCUUACUGGACAAACUGAAGAUAUUUACUGAUGUGAAACUCACCUGUGAUAAGACUGCACAGCACACAAAGGUCCAGACCCAACAGACAGAGAAGCAGAUCAAGCAGGAGUUUGAGAAGCUUCACCAGUUUCUACGAGAUGAAGAGGCAGCCAGAAUCGCUGCACUGAGGGAGGAAGAGGAGCAGAAGAGUCAGAUGAUGAAAGAGAAGAUUGAGAAGAUGAGCAGAGAGAUCUCAUCUCUUUCAAACACAAUCCAAGCCAUAGAGGAGGAGCUGAAAGCUGAUGAUGUCACAUUUUUACAAAAUUACAAGUCCACGGUAGAAAGAGUUCAGUGCACACGUCAGGAUCCAGAGAGGCUUCCACAAGGAGCUCUAGUCAAUGUGGCAAAGCACCUGGGCAACCUGAAGUUCAGAGUCUGGGAGAAGAUGAAGGGCGUGGUUCAAUAUGCUCCUGUGAUCCUGAAUCCCAACACUGCACACCCACAUCUCAACCUGUCUGAGGACCUGACCAGUGUGACAAUCAGCAGUCAGAUACAGCGGCUUCCCGAUAACCCAGAGAGAUUUGAUUACUAUGAGUGUGUGCUGGGCUCUGAGGGCUUUAUCUCAGGGACACACUCCUGGGAUGUGGAGGUUAAUGAUGACAGUGGCUUAUGGUAUCUGGGGGUGCUGACAGAGAGUGCCAGUAGGGGUAGAAACAGUGUUGGAAAGGGUUCCUUCUGGUCAGGAUUCUGGUGUAUUGAUCACUGUGAUGGUGAAUAUGAAGCUCAUUCUCCAGGUACACGUUGCACUUUCCUCACAGUGAAACACAAGCCCCAGAGGAUCAGAGUGCAGCUGGACUGGGACAGAGGAGUGCUGACAUUCACUAACCCUGAUAAUAGCACACGCCUACACACUUUCACAUACACUUUCACUGAGAGAAUGUUCCCAUGCAUUUAUACCUGCAUGUGUUCUCUGAAGAUUGUGCCAGUGAAGCCUGCAGUGAUGGUGGAGCAGCUCAGUUAGACAUCAGACACAGUGCAGAUCCUGCAGCAGGAACACACUGAACACCACUCAAUAAAACACUCAUAAUACUGUUGUAAUGGCUGCUGUGACUACCCAUCUUAAUCACGUCUGUAAUGGACUAUACGGUAGCUUAAUAAAUAGCAUUGACAUUGUAUGAUGUUUGGUGUAAUCAGUGUUCAGUAGUUUUGAUUUGUGGUCUGCUUCCUAUAAGGCGGUGCACUGUGUAGGAGGUGGAGUAUGCAUUGCAACUGCUUACUGAAACUGUGUGCUGCCUGUUGUCAAAUUUGAUCUUUUCAUGAAUAUGGAAUAUAAAUAAUAAACACAUUUUGACUAGUAUGAGAAAAGUA